AUUGAAAGAUAAAACUUACAAGCCACACAAAAUCAAUAAAAGUGGCCUAGUUCGAACUGUGAAUUCUAUGAAUUAUAGUGAAGUGACUGAAGUGGCCGGCAGAUCUGCAGUUUAACGAUCUUCUUUUUUUUUUGGCGAAAGUGCUAAAGCGUUAGCAAACAAUUAAACUAUUGCACCCCCAACUGCAUAUGAAUAGAAACGGCAAUCAAUAAUCGAUUAUCCAUAUGAGAGUAGUGCUUGAAACCGACGGGAGCGAAUCAAUAAUCCUUCAAUUGUUGUGAUUACUUCAAUGGCAUGGGACUUUUCACAACUGCCAACGAACGCUGACAUUUCCAGGACGUCCAUCGCUCGCUUAUUAGUGAUCCAGAAUUCCAUGACGCCAUAGAUAGAAGACGAUGAGCAGUCAAGAAGGAAGGUCCGGCGAGAGGUCACACAUCUUUCAGAUCCGCAUCGACAGCGUUGAAGAUGAGAGCACCGCCCCCAUAACUGAGGCCAACUCGCGGGAGGAUCUCAUUGGUAGUGCAGCCCAGGAGGGCGACAGGAUCAGCGAGCAGUCGGUCUUUCAGUUUCCCAGAUUUCUUUCGGUGCCAACGCUGCGAAGCCCACGACAAUCCCCGGAUCCCUCCACCACUAGGCAGGUGAUGUCCAGUCCCGCCAAGAGCGAGCGCAUGAGCCGCCGAAGUCAGACAAAGCUGCGACCACGGAGACUUAGCCAGGAUAGUGGCAUUGUGGCUGGCAGAUUAAUAGGAUACGGGGAGGGAGCUUUAAUUGACUCCGACCUGCAGCCAAGACACGUCGAAUCGGAUCCGAUAGAUAGCGUUUAUAGCUGCCAAGCGAGCCAUAAUGUUCCUGUGGACAGCCCGAGCAAGCCAGCCACUCCGAUUCCGCCCAAAUCCAAGCUAAGUGCCAGUCGGGCCCGGGCCGGAUCGGCUGCCUACACGGAAAAGUGGCUCAACUCCUCGGUGAUGCGGACCAGCAAUGGCAAUCCACUGUUCCCCAAAUCCAACGCGAUAGCCAGGCCACUGCCCACGCAUCUGGAAGCUGACUCCGCGGAACCGAGUCCCACGCAGGCCUUUGGGCCCAAGAUAGUUGGAAAUAAUGAUGAGGAUAUACCUGGCACCGCCAUGCGGAGAAGCUUGGGUCUAAACUUGAGUCCCACGCUAGGUUCCGCCGACCGAGUGAAUCAGUCCUACGAGGUAAUGGAGUCCUCGCACUCCAAUGUUUUACCCGACCAAUUCGGCUAUCGACAACUGAUUCCCACGGAAAGAAAGGCUUCGGACACAGCGAGUUCCGUAAGUGGAAGUUACUACGGCAGUCGAAAGGCCAGCAAAAGCAACAGCCUGGGCGGCGAGUCUGGAGACGAGAGAAGGGUCAGCAAACAGGACAGGGAGGGAUUGGAUCCAGAGUCACUGAUGUUCCGAGAUGGCAGGCGGAAAGUGGACAUGGUGCUGGCCUGGGAGGAGGAGGACCUGGGCGUCAUGACUGAAGCGGAGGCCAAGCGUCGCGAUAACCGACGUUCCUUCAUGGAGAACCUCAUCAAGGAGGGACUCGAGGUCGAGUUGGAGGACAAGUCGCAGUCCUUCAACGAGAAGACCUUCUUUUUGAAGAUCCAUCUGCCCUGGCGGCUGGAAACACGACUGGCGGAGGUCAUGAAUCUGAAGCUGCCCGUGAAAAGAUUUAUCACCAUAUCCGUGAAACCAUCUUGGGAUGAGGAGAAUGUUGUGCUUAGGAAUAUGCAAUAUUGGAAGGAUGUGUGGCAGCGCUUGACUAAGAAGAUUCAGCUGGACCAAACACUUCUGGAGGGAGAGACUACAUUUAAGGCUGCAACAGCUAAUGGAAAUCCGGAGGAGCAGUUUAUUGUCAAGGAUCGCGCAACUGCCUUCACCAGUGCCCAACGAUCACUGAUGGUGAUGCAGGUGCUCAUCCGGACACCCUUCGACGAGAGCGACCGCAGCGGCAUUCGGCGGCUGAUGAACGACGGCACCUAUCUGGGCUGUUUCCCGCUGCACGAGGGGCGGUACGAUCGACCGCACUCCAGCGGAAUCUCGCUGGACCGUCGGGUCCUCUACCAGACGUGGGCCCAUCCCUCCCAGUGGUACAAGAAGCAGCCGCUGUGCUUGGUGCGCAAGUACUUCGGCGACAAGAUCGCCCUGUAUUUUUGCUGGCUGGGAUUCUACACGGAGAUGCUCGUGUAUCCGGCCGUGGUGGGCACGCUCUGUUUCAUUUACGGACUUGCCACUCUGGAGUCGGAGGACAAUACGCCCAGCAAGGAGAUCUGCAAUGAAUAUGGCACGGGGAACAUUACUUUGUGUCCACUUUGCGAUAAGGCCUGCAGCUACCAACGACUCUCGGAAUCGUGCCUCUUUUCGCGACUCACCUAUCUCUUUGACAAUCCCUCGACGGUGUUCUUCGCCAUCUUCAUGUCCUUCUGGGCCACCACAUUCCUGGAGCUCUGGAAACGCAAACAAUCGGUUCUUGUCUGGGAGUGGGACUUGCACAACGUCGAUAUGGACGAGGAGAACCGUCCGGAAUUUGAAACGAAUGCCACCACAUUUCGCAUGAAUCCUGUCACGCGGGAAAAGGAACCCUAUAUGUCCACCUGGAACAGGUCCAUACGAUUUGUAAUCACCGGUAGUGCAGUGCUUUUUAUGAUCUCCGUGGUCCUCUCUGCCGUGCUGGGCACCAUUCUUUAUCGCAUAACCCUGGUGUCUGUCAUUUAUGGAGGAGGCGGAUUCUUUGUUAAGGAGCAUGCCAAACUUUUCACCAGUGUCACGGCUGCCUUAAUCAAUUUGGUGGUCAUUAUGAUACUAACACGAAUCUACCACCGCAUGGCCAUUAAGCUGACCAACCUGGAGAAUCCACGCACUCACACGGAAUACGAGGACUCCUAUACUUUCAAGAUAUUCUUCUUCGAGUUCAUGAACUUCUACUCCUCGCUCAUCUACAUUGCAUUCUUCAAGGGGCGGUUCUUUGAUUAUCCUGGAGAUGAUCAAGCCCGCAAAAGUGAGUUCUUCCGGCUGAAGAAUGAUAUCUGCGAUCCGGCGGGUUGCUUAUCCGAACUGUGCAUCCAAUUGGCCAUCAUUAUGGUCGGCAAACAGUGCUGGAACAACUUCAUGGAGUACCUUUUCCCCAAAUUUUGGAACUGGUGGCGUCAACGGAAGCAUAAACAGGCCACCAAGGAUGAGUCGCAUUUGCAUAUGGCCUGGGAGCAGGACUAUCACAUGCAGGACCCCGGGCGUCUGGCCCUGUUCGAUGAGUAUCUGGAAAUGAUUCUUCAAUAUGGCUUUGUUACUUUGUUCGUGGCUGCAUUUCCACUGGCACCGCUCUUUGCUCUACUGAACAACGUGGCCGAGAUCCGUUUGGAUGCCUACAAGAUGGUCACUCAGGCCAGACGUCCUUUGGCGGAGCGGGUUGAAGACAUUGGAGCUUGGUACGGUAUCCUUCGGAUCAUCACGUACACGGCCGUCGUUUCGAACGCCUUUGUGAUUGCAUACACAAGUGAUUUUAUACCACGAAUGGUGUACAAGUUUGUUUAUUCCGAAACCCAUACAUUGGCUGGCUACAUUGAGCACUCGCUGUCCAUCUUCAAUACCUCGGAUUACAAGGAGGAGUGGGGUGCAUCGGUCAGCGAAAAAGAUCCCGACACCUGCCAAUAUCGUGGCUAUAGAAAUGGCCCCAAGGAUUACGAACCCUAUGGACUGAGUCCCCAUUACUGGCAUGUCUUUGCUGCCCGCUUGGCUUUUGUGGUGGUUUUCGAGCACGUUGUGUUUGUGAUAACUGGCAUCAUGCAGUUCAUCAUUCCGGACGUUCCAUCCGAGGUGAAGACCCAAAUGCAGCGGGAGCAGCUGCUGGCCAAGGAGGCCAAGUACCAGCACGGCAUCAAGCGUGCUCAGGGCGACAGCCAGGACAUUAUGAGCCUGUUCCGGGACACCAGCAACAGGGCGUCGAUAGCCGGAAGCACGGUGACGACCCGAGGGAGUUGGGCACGCCGUUUCAGUCGGCUGAGCGAUGGACUGGACGCCCAUGUGGAGGUGGCCGCCCGUCCACGACGGUCUGUGGAAUCCACGGUUUGGGAGGUUUCCUGACACGAGGAGGAGGCCGAGAGUGAGGCCCAGGAUCAGAGCAAAAGAUGAGGCGGCAGCAGCAGAUUGUCCUCAUUCAAAUACCAAUAACAAAUACCAUUCAAUACCACUCGUCUCCUUUAACCAAUUCAUGUAAUCAUGUUAUUUUAUGUGUAAUUGUCGUU
Molecule: messenger RNA, 4246 nt
Organism: Drosophila melanogaster (fruit fly)
Lineage: Eukaryota; Metazoa; Arthropoda; Insecta; Diptera; Drosophilidae
Exons: 13
Coding region: 396-4085 (1229 amino acids)
Biological process (GO): chloride transmembrane transport
Cellular component (GO): plasma membrane; membrane
Molecular function (GO): protein dimerization activity
Source: RefSeq, marked reviewed